Ostreobium quekettii is the source of this 303-nucleotide messenger RNA. NCBI's taxonomy places the organism in Eukaryota, Viridiplantae, Chlorophyta, Ulvophyceae, Bryopsidales, Ostreobiaceae. The record is from the annotation of a GenBank genome assembly.
AUGGCAUACUGGCCACACAUUCCCCCUUGUACGUUCUGUGAAUGGUUUACCCAUGCAUGUGUAAUUGCCACGGAGUCACUACCUGGUGUCGGCAACAACUGGUUUGACAGUAUUGUGGCUAGCCCUGAGUCAAACACUCAUGCAACUGUUCUGCUUCUUCACUUAUCCUACCCCCAGCUGGCCUUCAGUCUUUCAAGGUGGGAGGAAAGCGAGAUAGUGCUGGGAUUUUGUGCUGGUGCAGAGACAGCUGCAUCGUGUUCAUCCCUUGACAGCCCCACUUCCCCUCCGCCAUACCCAAGGUGA